AUGGGAGGAUCAGCUGCGUGGGCCAAAGGGCCAAAGCGUGAGUUCGCCGCCCAGGUCGUCCUCUGGCGCCGCUUCCCAGCCCGCCCGGGCGCUGUCCAGGCCCCAGACGACCCUCCAACGUUGUGCCGGGAAGGCCCCGCGGCACGUUUUGUAAGAAAACGUCUUGGGCUCAAAGUAGUUGCAAAGAAGUGUCCCGUAGCACAGUCGGGGCGCACGGGUCCGGUGCUGGCGGCUGUGGGGGACCGGGACCCAGGGUGGGGCUGCGUAAACUCGGGGACACUUGGGAACAUUUACACAGGAAGUGAGAGGAGCCGGCUGCUGGCGGCUGGUCCUGGACAGCGUGGUCGAGGGACCAGGGCUCAGGUCGAUUCCGCUGCGCCAGCCUUCGCCGACAGUGAUAAUCGGAAGGAAUGUAAGGAAGAAUCGGAAGGCUUGCAACCGGGAGUUGGAGGUCCUCUGGCCCCGCAGAUGCUGGGUUGCAGGCAUCGAAAACUUCCUGAACACGACCAGUACGAACUUGAUCUUGAGCUUCCGAACUCCAAACGCCUGGGCAAGAAUUCAGCAAAGCGUAGCACCGCUCACCCGCACUUCCCCCAACUAGCGGUUGCUGUUUCUUGGAAGACGCGCUUAUCCGCCCCGUCCUGGCGGUGGCGAGUGACAACACGAAAUAAUCAGUGUCACAGCAAGCAGCUGCCGCAGGCCAUCAUCAUCGGCGUGAAGAAGGGCGGCACGCGGGCGCUGCUGGAGUUUCUGCGCGUGCACCCCGACGUGCGCGCCGUGGGUGCGGAGCCCCAUUUCUUCGAUCGCAGCUACGACAAGGGCCUCGCUUGGUACCGGGACCUGAUGCCCAGAACCCUGGACGGGCAGAUCACCAUGGAGAAGACGCCCAGUUACUUCGUCACGCGGGAGGCGCCCGCGCGCAUCUCGGCCAUGUCCAAGGACACCAAGCUCAUCGUGGUGGUGCGGGACCCGGUGACCAGGGCCAUCUCGGACUACACACAGACGCUGUCCAAGCGGCCCGACAUCCCCACCUUCGAGAGCUUGACGUUCAAAAACAGGACGACGGGCCUCAUCGACACGUCGUGGAGCGCCAUCCAGAUCGGCAUCUACGCCAAGCACCUGGAGCAUUGGCUGCGCCACUUCCCCAUCCGCCAGAUGCUCUUCGUGAGCGGCGAGCGGCUCAUCAGCGACCCGGCCGGCGAGCUGGGCCGCGUGCAGGACUUCCUGGGCCUCAAGCGGAUCAUCACGGACAAGCACUUCUACUUCAACAAGACCAAGGGCUUCCCCUGCCUGAAGAAGGCGGAGGGCAGCAGCCGGCCCCACUGCCUGGGCAAGACCAAGGGCAGGACCCACCCUGAGAUCGACCGCGAGGUGGUGCGCAGGCUGCGCGAGUUCUACCGGCCUUUCAACCUCAAGUUCUACCAGAUGACCGGGCACGACUUUGGCUGGGAUUGAACAGACCAGGGCUGUGUACCUUACCCACGUGGCUUAUCUAUUGACAGAGAUUAUAUGUAUGUAAAAUGUACAGAAAUCUAUUUUAUAAUAAUUUAUUUUUAAUUCAUAAGCAAUUAAUUCACUAAGCUGCCUAGCCACACUCUUGAGAGAGUUAGCUUCAUAAUCUGUUAACAUUCCAAAGUGUUUAACUCUAAAAUUUUGUUCUCUUCCUCACAAUUGAUGGUGCUUCCAUUUCUUUCUUCUCCCCUACCUGUUAUAUUUAAAACAAAGAAAAGCACAACUUGAGAUUUUUGUUGUUACGGGUAUUCAGCCUUCAGUCACCGUCUGAGUUCUCCAGUUGCUGCCUCCUUGUCUUGUCUUGGGUGUCCCAUUCCAGCUUCCCUGUCUCUUCCUGCCUGUGUACCUUGUAGGAACGCUGAGCUGCCUCAGCAGGGCUGUAUUCUGAAGGGCAGACCUCAUGUAGCAGCCUCCUUGCAGAUGUGGGUCCAAUGAUGUAGCCUGAAUGCCACAGGGCUAGGGUUCUGUCCCCACCUCCAUUCAGUACAUGGAGGAAUCUCUCACUCCCUUUACAAGGACAUCCACAUCCUUUAUUUUAUUUUAUUUUAUUUUUUGGAGAUGGAGUCUUAUUCUUGUUGCCCAGGCUGGAGUGCAAUGGCGCAAUAUGGGCUAACCACAACCUCCGCCUCCCGGUUCAAGCAAUUCUCCUGUCUCAACCUCCCAAGUAGUUGGGGUUACAGGCAUGCACCACCACACCUGGCUAAUUUUGUAUUUUUAGUAGAGACAGGGUUUCUCCAUGUUGGUCAGGCUGGUCUCGAACUCCCGACCUCAGGUGAUCCGCCUGCCUCGGCCUCCCAAAGUGCUGGGAUUACAGGCGUGAGCCACUGCGCCCGCUAUCCACAUCCUUUUAGAGUCAGAUUGCUAGGGUCCAUUGACUUCAGCUUUUGAUUUUUGAAGGAUGGCCCUGUAUCCUCCUCUGCCCCAUUCCCUGGUUCAUUAACCAGUUUGAAGUGCAUGCAGAUUGUUGCCCCUUCUUUCCAAGGUCACAUGUGUGAGAUGCUUGGGUGCUGCUUUAGAAAUCAAGAUGAUCUCCUUUAAUUUGCAUGAAACUACACCAUGCUGCGUUCCCCAGGCAGACAGUUCUGCUUUGACACACCAAAGAAUCCCGUAGGCUAGCAGAGCCGCCGGCACAAACCAAGGGCGCUGGGUGUCGAGACUCAGAGGGGUCAGCUGUGUCCCUCGGCAUCAGUGUCUACCAAGGUGCUGCUAGGUACAGAGCCAGCCAGUGUUGGGCAGCAGGCUCACAGCCUCAAUAGGCAGAAAGGACAAAGGCCUCAAAAGGACAGGCAGCCUGGCAGAGGAAGGGAGUCUGACACCUCAGCUUGAUGUGUCUUUGGAAUUCCUAGCUCAUCUCAGAAUGAUCUCUCAGAGUGAUAAUAUGGGUGGUAGCCAGUGGCCAAACAGCAAGAACGAAGAGUGGCCCUUGUUAAAAAAAAAAAAAAAAAGGUUGGUAAAGCUGGCUCCAUGUUGCCUGUAAACCCUUGAACCUGAUGCUCAUACAGCUGUCCCUUGUUUUAGCCAGGUCUUGACAGAAGGGUUAGCAGCACUGUCACUGAUGUGCAGAAUGCUCUCCCCGUGCCUUUCUGUUGGUUUAUAACAGUUGGGUAACCAGAUAGCAAUAUAGUGGCAAUUGAAUAGCCAUAUAGUAAUACAGGGGCAGUUGGUUAAACAUAUAGCAAUAUCACAUAAUGACAUGUUUAAUUUAACCUCAGUUUUUUAAACCUUUUAAACCAGAAUGCUUCUACCGUAAAAGGAUUGUGAUUUCAGUUAUACUUCCAUCAAGGAAUAUGUGGGAAGAUAGACAUAUUGUCAAAAUGGUUGGGAUGGGAUAGUUACAAAGGACACUUCUGUAUGUUGUAUGGGAUCACUUGCCUGAUAGUAUAAGAAACAUUGUAUGAAAAGAGGAAAAGAUAAUUCAUUUUUGGAAAUUGAUCAGAGAUGUCACUGGUCUUUAAGUGAUGUCUUGAAAAUCCGGUUUGUAUUUGCCCAAAAGUUUUAGCCUACAUCUAACUAGCUUACACUUAGCAGCCAAACCAUCAUUGUGUAGGUUCUGUUUUGGAGGAAGCUCAUGGGGGAUCUGCGCAUGUCAGGUUUCUCCCUGUUCUCCAAUGCUAUAUCCAUUUCUUAGCUUUUCCACGGUCUCCAGAAAGUAAUGUGGGACCUGCACUUAGGGAAAUACCCGAAUCAUAGUGUGGUUCUGCCUUCUUGAUGAGUGGGUGUGAAAAACACCUGCAAAAGGGUGCUAAUUGGUCGUGCAUUUUUUCAUUUAUUUGAAAUCAAACUGAGAACACCUCUUUUCGGUUUACAGCAAACUUGGCUUGAAGUAAAAGGCAGUAUCCAAGUCUUUUACCUGGUCUUGCCCUGUCUAAUUUCUGACCACUCGGAUGGUCUGAUGUGGCUGUCGAUGUGGAACUACGGAAGAGUUGAGAGAAGAGUAUGCAACAAAGCCAUAGGAAAACACGCAGGAGCUUUUCCCUCCCCUUCAGGGCCCCACCCUCUUUCCAAGCUGGACAAUGUUUUAUUAAGUUCUUUAUUCCCUGCCUUAAAACUGAAACAGGAAAUUUUUCUGGUAGAAGGAGGGUCAUUUAGUCAUGAACACUGAAGUGAGUCAAAAUUCUAUUCUGGGUCAAAUCCUUGAAUUCCAACAGAUGUCCAUAAUUAGUACAGAUGGAAUACAGCAAGUUUUUCUAUGUAAGACAAAUCAAACAUCAUGUACAUCUCCUCAUAAAGGUCUGAUGGCUUAAAGUUCCUGACAGAUCUGGUGGCAGCAUCUGCCGGAGCUUGCACCCCGUCAUCUGACGGUCAUCUUCCUCCUGCGGAAGUUAGGUAACGUAAGCCUUAGAUUUCUCCCUGUUCUAGCAAUCUGCAAGACCACCAAGCUUAACUUUUUAGCUGCCAGGAGACAAACACCCUUUUCUGUUUCGGCAAUUUGUCCUGGCAUGUGUUUUGGGCUUCCUCCAAUUUACAGGAAAAGUUCUGAUAUUCAUUGGAGUACUUUAUUUUUUUUCCUCAGUUUUGUUUCUUUUCUCAUUUAAAAACAAACAAAAAGUUCAACAACAAAAAAAUUGGGAGGUUUUUCUUGUUUCUAUCUAGUUCAUGCUUUCUUUGCGGUGUUUGAACAGUAGUCUGUUAACUUAGUAGGUGGUACCUGGAAAGGUAUUUUAAGUGUAGUGACUGUUUAAUAAAUACUUAAUUGGUUGACGGAGGAGGAGAAAUUGUUUUCUUCCCAGGAUUCUCUUUGGGGGUCAUUUUGAGUGACAGAUACAUUUUAGACAUUUGGAGAAACAGUUUCAGAUCCUGCCAGGAUAUUUUUGUAAAAAAGGAUAAUGGAAGGUUCCAGUAUACUAGAAACAGUACAUACCUAAGACGCUGACACGGAAGCUAAUGUGACUUUUCUUUUCAGCUUGUCAAGAGGAUGGCCAAUAAAACUUAAAAGGUGUGGUUAGAUGGUUUUUCACUUUUGUGACAUUAAUUUAUCCCUGAGUCUCAUUCAACCCAGUAAUCUAAAAUACUGUGCAAAUUCUAGCAGUAUGUCUUUGAUAACUUGGAUGUUAGGAUAGCCAAUAUGUACAAAAAAUUAAAUCAAGUAUUUUGUCCUAUGUAUAACACAAAUUAAUUUUACACAGAGAAAGAUGUUUCUAGGCAAAUGAAAUUCUGGUAAUUCAUACUAUUUCUUUGUAUGAACAAAUAAAAUAUAUUUUGCCAA
Mandrillus leucophaeus (drill) is the source of this 5218-nucleotide messenger RNA. Its product is annotated as heparan sulfate glucosamine 3-O-sulfotransferase 3B1-like. Gene Ontology annotation, molecular function: [heparan sulfate]-glucosamine 3-sulfotransferase activity. The record is from RefSeq and is a predicted model, not a curated record. Lineage: Eukaryota; Metazoa; Chordata; Mammalia; Primates; Cercopithecidae. The coding region runs from base 1 to 1455 and encodes 484 amino acids. The transcript is spliced from 7 exons.